This is a messenger RNA of Leucoraja erinaceus (little skate), 2529 nucleotides long. RefSeq names its product ERI1 exoribonuclease 3-like. NCBI's taxonomy places the organism in Eukaryota, Metazoa, Chordata, Chondrichthyes, Rajiformes, Rajidae. Gene Ontology annotation, molecular function: 3'-5'-RNA exonuclease activity; nucleic acid binding. The coding region runs from base 8 to 787 and encodes 259 amino acids. Gene Ontology annotation, biological process: exonucleolytic trimming to generate mature 3'-end of 5.8S rRNA from tricistronic rRNA transcript (SSU-rRNA, 5.8S rRNA, LSU-rRNA). The transcript is spliced from 7 exons. The record is from RefSeq and is a predicted model, not a curated record.
AAACCCAAUGGUGAAGCUUGCCCAUUGGAUGAGAAGUGGCUACGUUUGUAUUUUAUACAAAGUUGCUGGAUCGGGAAGAUCUUUUGGGAGACCAAGUGCAGAAUCGGUGGCCAACAGGCAAUUCUCAAACAUUCCAUCGCCACCUUUGUGGGUUGUUAACAACAUGGCUUCAUCCAAAUCUUCAUUUCAUCCUCAAACCUACCACAAUUUUUUGGUUUUGGACUUUGAAGCGACAUGCGAAAAACAACUGAUACACCCACAGGAAAUUAUUGAAUUCCCAAUCCUAAAGUUACAUGGCAGGACCAUGGAGAUUGAAUCUAUUUUUCAUACGUAUGUUCAACCAGUUGUACAUCCAAUGCUGACACCAUUUUGCACAGAGCUCACAGGCAUUGAGCAGUCCAUGGUAGAUGGGAAACCGACAUUGCCGGAAGUCCUUCAGAUGGUUGAUGACUGGAUGAGAGACAAUGGUUUAUUGGAUCCCAAAGUCAAUUCCAUAUUUGUAACGUGUGGAGAUUGGGAUUUAAAAACAAUGCUGCCAGGACAAUGCCAGUGCUUGGGUCUGCCAGUUCCUGAUUACUUCAAGAAGUGGAUUAAUCUCAAAAAGGCGUAUAGUUUUGCCAUGGGAAAUUAUCCAGCGAAUGGACUGCCAUUCAUGAUCAAAGGAUUGAAUUUGCAACACAUUGGGAAACUUCAUAGUGGGAUUGACGACUGCAAGAAUAUUGCCAGCAUAUUGACGGAACUAGCACGAAGAGGGUUCACUUUCAAACAAACUGGAUCCACCUAUUAAAAAACAACAGCUCGUUGCUUUGGAAAAGGCCACGACGAUAUCUGGGAAAUGCUGUUCAAUCGCAUGUGGCAUGUCAUCUAUUGUCAAAAACUAAGCUAGUUUCAUUAUACCAGAAUGAUUGCAUUUAAUUAUAUUAAUAUCACACUAGAUAUAUAUUGCCUAAUAAGGUAUAUAGCUCUGUCACUAAGUAGUAUAACAUACCUUCCUUGUUAUUUGAAAACUUAAUCCCAUCCUUUACCUCACAAAGAAAAGAUUAUUUUUACAAAUUAUCAAUAAGGGAAAAUGAUUUUGUUUAAACUCCAUCUCACCUGUUUUUUUCCUGUAGAAUUGUGAUAUACAGUGUCCACCAUAAUGUUUGGGACAAAGACCCAUCAUUUAUUUAUUUGCCUCUGCACUCCACAAUUUGAGAUUUGUAACAGGAAAAAAUCACAUGUGGUUAAAGUUUUGGUUUCAGCAUGCAGAAAUUACAGCAGUGUUUAUACAUAGUCCUCCCGUUUCAGGGCAUCAUAAUGUUUGGAACACAGCAAUGUCAUGCAAAUGAAAGUAGUCAUGUUUAGUGUUUUGUUGCAUGUCCUUUGCAUGCAAUGACUGCUUGGAGUCUGCGAUUCAUGGACAUCACCAGUUGCUGGGUGUCUUCUCUGGGAUGCUCUGCCAGGCCUAUAUUGCAGCCAUCUUUAGUUUAUACUCAGUAGUUACACACCUGAGCAAUUGCAAACACCUGUGAAGCUAUGUGCCCCAAACAUUGUAGUGCCCUGAAAUGGGGGGGGACUAUGUAUAAACCAGCUGUAAUUUCUACAUGGUGAAACCAAAAUCUAAGAAAAAAUCUUUCAUAAAAUCUGACAAUGUGCACUUUCACCACGUGAUUUAUUCUAUUACAAAUCUCAAAUUGUGGAAUACAGAGGCAAAUAAAUAAAUGUGGGUCUUUGUCCCAAACAUUAGGGAGGGCACUGUAUAGAUUGCCUCAAAGUGCCCAACAUUAGGUACUUGAGGAGCUUCGUCCCACCUUUUACAUUUGUAUCCAAAUUUCCUGGAUCCUUUCUGGAGUGGCAGGGGUUAAACCGUAUCUGCCGUUUUGUUCUUAUGAACUUAUACCGAGAAUGAUGCUGGACAGAGGCCCAAUUUCCUUUGUGGUAACAUUUAUAAUUGCAGUCUCUGUGCAAUGUGAAAAUACUCCACAUCCAUCAUUUGGAAUUACACAAUUCUACUCUACACUUGCGUUUUCCUUUGCAUCAUCUAAGAGUUCACUUUGAAACACUUUCCUAUUAAAGCAGCGUUAGCUGUUCUUACGUUUUUCCAGAAAGUUCUAUUUUGUUUUGUUACUUAAAUAAUUUUCAAAUUAUGAGAGAGAGAAAAAUGUUCAAUGCGGGUGAAAGUUGAGAGACCAGCAAUUCUUGUAAUUCUCUUAAAUUAAGGUAGCUGAAGUGUUUGAAAAUUGAUGAGGAAAAUACAUUUCAUGUGACACUUUUGGAAUUAUGGGGAAGAAAAAGAUGGCAUGAGAGGUCAGCAAGUAGCUGAAGCAGUGUUUACAUUUCUCUCUCCUGAUUGAUGGUUAUCAAUAAGGGAAUAACAAUCUUGGUUCAAUCUUAAUCUUCAAUCAAAUGCAAUUAGUUUAUGCCCAACUCUUAUUGAAUUUAAUUAACCCAUGUAAUUAUUCUAUCACUACAACAUCACGUGAUGGAAACUGCAUGUUGACUGAAUCUUAAUAUGCAAGAUUAUUUUGUAAUAAAAACUUCUGAAAUGCA